Molecule: messenger RNA, 4093 nt
Organism: Venturia canescens
Lineage: Eukaryota; Metazoa; Arthropoda; Insecta; Hymenoptera; Ichneumonidae
Gene: alphaCOP
Product: coatomer subunit alpha
Exons: 5
Coding region: 154-3798 (1214 amino acids)
Biological process (GO): intra-Golgi vesicle-mediated transport; endoplasmic reticulum to Golgi vesicle-mediated transport; intracellular protein transport
Cellular component (GO): COPI vesicle coat
Molecular function (GO): structural molecule activity; protein binding
Source: RefSeq, a predicted model, not a curated record
GUUCAGUACAGUUGGCAAAGGUGUAAGUCCACGAUAUCCAAGUGACGUGUCUCGAUCUCGGCUGUGUGAAAUAACGACAAUUAGAAAAACCGCCUGGGCGGUGAUAAAUGUUUAAUCUUUACGGUUUUUUUCGGUUGAAAAUACGAGAGAAAUAUGUUGACAAAGUUCGAGACCAAAUCAGCGAGGGUCAAGGGACUCUCCUUCCAUCCGAAACGUCCAUGGGUACUUGCCAGUUUACACAAUGGAGUCAUCCAACUCUGGGACUAUCGGAUGUGCACGCUGCUGGACAAGUUUGACGAGCACGAUGGACCAGUACGGGGAAUAUGUUUCCACAACCAGCAGCCGUUGUUCGUCUCCGGUGGGGAUGAUUACAAGAUAAAAGUAUGGAAUUACAAGCAGAGAAGAUGCAUUUUCACGCUUCUCGGUCAUUUGGAUUACAUAAGAACGACGAUGUUCCAUCACGAGUAUCCCUGGAUACUGAGUGCAUCGGACGACCAAACUAUAAGAAUUUGGAACUGGCAGAGUCGAACUUGCAUUUGUGUUUUAACGGGUCACAAUCACUACGUCAUGUGCGCACAGUUCCAUCCGUCAGAAGACAUGAUCGUAUCAGCAUCGCUCGAUCAAACAGUUCGAGUCUGGGACAUUUCUGGUUUGAGAAAGAAAAACGUUGCCCCUGGGCCCGGAGGCUUGGAAGACCAUCUCAAAAAUCCUGGAGCAACGGAUCUUUUUGGACAGGCCGACGCUGUUGUGAGGCACGUUCUCGAAGGCCACGAUCGUGGAGUCAAUUGGGCCUGUUUCAAUCCCAGCAUGCCUUUGAUCGUUUCUGGUGCAGACGAUCGUCAAAUUAAAAUGUGGAGGAUGAACGACCUCAAGGCCUGGGAGGUCGACACCUGUCGAGGACACUACAACAAUGUUUCCUGCGUUCUUUUCCACCCGAGACAAGAUCUCAUUCUCUCUAACUCGGAGGACAAAAGUAUUCGCGUCUGGGACAUGGCGAAACGCACGUGUCUCAAUACUUUCAGGAGAGAACACGAGAGAUUUUGGGUCCUCGCCGCCCAUCCGACGCUGAACCUCUUCGCAGCUGGCCAUGAUUCCGGAAUGAUCAUCUUCAAACUGGAAAGGGAACGUCCCGCUUAUGCUGUUCAUGGAAACCUUUUGUAUUACGUCAAAGACAGAUCUUUGAGGAAAUUGGACAUCACCACGUCGACGGAUACCUCCGUUAUGCAGAUUCGCGGCGGUGGGAAAACUCCUGCCUACAGCAUGUCGUACAAUCAAGCCGAAAAUGCUGUUCUCAUCUGCACCAGAUCUGCUGCUAACAUCGAAAAUAGCACUUACGACCUUUACAUGAUCCCACGCGAAGGCGACACCAACACCGAUCCCGAAACUAAGAGGGGAUCGGGCGUCACUGCUAUUUGGGUCGCUAGGAAUCGUUUCGCUGUUUUGGACCGAGCUUACUGCCUGGUGAUAAAAAAUCUGAAGAACGAGGUCACGAAAAAGGUGCAAAUCCCGAACUGCGAUGAGAUCUUCUACGCAGGAACAGGAAUGCUUCUCUUGCGUGACAACGAUCAAGUUAUACUUUUCGACGUCCAGCAAAAGCGAACCCUAGCUGAAGUCAAAAUCUCGAAAUGUCGCUACGUCGUUUGGUCCAGCGACAUGUCGCACGUUGCGCUUCUGGGAAAACACGUCGUCAACAUUUGCAAUCGUAAGCUCGAGUCGUUGUGCACGAUUUGCGAAAAUACGAGGGUCAAAUCCGGGGCCUGGGACGAUUCGGGAGUUUUCAUUUACACGACGAGUAAUCACAUUAAAUACGCUAUCACAACCGGAGAUCAUGGAAUCAUCAGGACCCUCGACCUCCCUAUUUACGUUACGAGGGUCAAGGGCAACCACGUUUAUUGCUUGGAUCGCGAGCCCAGGUCGAGGAUGCUGAAAAUCGAUCCCACUGAAUACAAAUUCAAACUCGCUCUCAUAAACCGGAAGUACGAAGAAGUUUUGCACAUGGUUCGCACCGCGAAUUUGGUUGGACAGUCGAUCAUCGCGUACCUGCAACAAAAAGGUUACCCCGAAGUCGCGUUGCACUUCGUCAAAGAUGAGAAAACCAGAUUCGGCCUCGCUCUCGAAUGCGGAAACAUCGAAGUCGCUCUCGAAGCCGCAAAAACUCUCGAUCACAAAGCCUGCUGGGAAAAUCUUGCGCAAGCUGCCCUCCUCCAGGGAAAUCAUCAAGUUGUCGAAAUGUGCUAUCAGAGAACGAAGAAUUUCGAGAAACUCGCGUUCUUGUACCUCAUUACUGGAAAUCUUGAUAAAUUGAAAAAAAUGACGAAAAUCGCUGAGAUUAGAAAAGACGUUUCUGGACAAUAUCAAGGAAGUUUGCUUCUCGGGGAUAUUUACGAACGUGCCAAAAUCCUCAGGAACUCCGGACAAAAUUCCCUGGCGUACGUAACCGAAAAGAUCCAUGGAAUCGCGACCGAGGAGGACGACGCACAGAUCGAAACGAUGAAGGAAGAAUUGGGAAAUUUGGAGGAGGGAGCGCUAUAUUUGCGGCCCCCGGUUCCGGUCCAGCAGGCCGAGAACAAUUGGCCACUACUGACAGUAUCGAAGGGAUUCUUCGAGGGAGCGAUGAUGUCGCGCGGAAAGAGUCAAGUAGCAGCAGCUUUGGCUAUCGAGGAAGAUUCGACGGCAGUGGAAGGUUGGGGUGCGGACGACGAGUUGGGAAUCGACGACGAGGAUGGAGUCGAGAGUGGGGAGCCAGGCGCCGAAGGCGAAGACGGUGCCGGUUGGGAAGUCGAGGACGUGGACCUCCCGCCCGAGCUCGAGACUUCGGUCCCAACUGCCGAGGACGGUUAUUACUCGGCGCCGACGAAGGGCGUUCCAACGUCCCAGCACUGGGUCAACAAUUCCCAGCUCGCGGUCGACCACAUUCUCGCCGGAUCCUUCGAGUCCGCGUUCCGUUUGCUAAACGAUCAAGUCGGCGUCACCGAGUUCGAAGUUUAUCAAACUCAUUUCCUGAACACUUUCUCACGAGCUCGCACGAGCUACGCUUCCCUUCCGAGUAUUCCAUCCCUCUAUGCUUAUCCUCAGAGGAAUUGGAAGGAUGCGACUCCUAAAACCGGGCUCCCCGCCGUGGGUCUGCAUCUCGUCGAACUCGUCCAAAGACUGCAAGUCUGUUACCAACUGACCACAGGAGGAAAGUUCCUCGAAGCGAUCGAAAAGCUCCAGGCGAUACUUCUCAGCGUUCCUCUCCUCGUCGUCGACACCAGACAAGACAUCGCCGAAGCUCAGCAACUCAUCGAAAUCUGCAGGGAAUAUAUCCUCGGUCUGAAAAUGGAAACUGAGAGAAAGAACUCUCCCAAAGGAACUCUCGCUGAACAAAAACGCGUUUGCGAAAUGGCCGCCUACUUCACACAUUGCAACCUACAACCCGUUCAUCAAAUAUUGACUCUACGGACUGCUGUUAAUAUGUUCUUCAAACUCAAGAAUUACAAAACUACCGCUUCGUUUGCUCGGAAACUCUUGGAACUUGGACCUCGAGCCGAAAUCGCACAACAAGUCCGCAAAAUCUUACAAGCCUGCGAUAAGAAUCCGGUAGACGAGCAUCAACUGGCGUACGACGAGCACAAUCCUUUCUCGCUGUGCGCAACGACGUACACGCCUAUUUAUCGUGGAAAGCCGGAAGUCAAGUGUCCUUUGUGCGGCGCGAGUUAUCAUCCUCAGUAUAAAGAUACAGUAUGCAAAGUGUGCGAAGUUUCCCAGGUUGGCAAAGAGUGCAUUGGACUUAGGAUAAGUUCGUUACAAUUCCGAUAAAUUUCACAAUAAUAUACAAUAUUAUUAAUAGUUAUAAAUGAUUAUUAAUGCGAUAAGAAAUGCGACUAUUAUUGUUCAGUCAAUGAGCUGUCAAGUAUCGUUGUUGGCUAAAAAUAUCACAAGAUUUUAAACACCACACUUAGAAUGCGUCCAGCAUAAUAAAGUUUGUAAAAAAGUGCAUUUUUGGCUGAAUAAUAAGAGCCUUUUUUGGGAUAUACGAUCGUCGUUUUAAUUUUUAUAGAAACUAUGCUGAAAUAUCAAAAAAUCGAGAAAUAAAAGUGCUUUCGUAAACGAA